Triplophysa dalaica is the source of this 3246-nucleotide messenger RNA. RefSeq names its product solute carrier family 22 member 16 (gene slc22a16). Gene Ontology annotation, cellular component: membrane. Gene Ontology annotation, biological process: transmembrane transport. Bases 148 to 1848 code for a protein of 566 amino acids. The transcript has 9 exons. Lineage: Eukaryota; Metazoa; Chordata; Actinopteri; Cypriniformes; Nemacheilidae. The record is from RefSeq and is a predicted model, not a curated record.
CGUUGCUCGCCUUGGAGUGGAAAUUUCCCCAACGGAACCGCCCCCCCCUGCUUAUGGUCUACGACAGCAAACAUGUACAAAUUGACAGGAGUCAGCCAUGUAGCCUAACUGUUACCCUCGUUCACUUCAAGUUUUACGAGCUGAAAAAUGACCUCCGGGGUGGAGCGAUUAUUUGACGAACUUGGACACUUUAAAAGGUUUCAGGCAUGUGUCUACUUUGCUGCUAUUUUCCAGGCCAUCUCUUGUGGAAUACAUUACCUAGCCUCAGUUUUCUUAAGUGAAACACCUACAUUUCUUUGCGACGCGCCUCCAAAUAUAACAGAUGUCCUGUAUAAAAAUCACUCCGCAACAUCAUUGGAGGGCAUCUGGGCUCACUACAGGCCGGGCGAUGGACCGGUGGUUGUACGGACAGCUCUUGGAGACCAAUGGGAACUAAGUCCUUGUUUCAAAGCACUGCGGCUUGAUGCCAUCCAUUUUCAAUAUGAGUUCUUUGGGAACAGGACUGUGGCAUCAUGCGCUGGCUUUGUCUAUGAUCAUAGUGAAGUCCAGCAGAGCAUCGUGACAGAGUGGGACCUGGUGUGUGAAAGGGAAUGGCUGGCCAAACUUACACAGCCAACUUUUAUGUUGGGAGUUCUGGUUGGUGCGCUGAUAUUUGGAGACAUUGCUGAUAGAAUUGGCAGACGGCCUAUUCUGAUAGCCACCAGCUUGUGCCAGUUUACAUUUGGCAUCAUGGUUGCAUUCACAGGAAAAUUCUACCUUUUUGUAGCGAUGCGUUUUCUACUUGCCAUGGUGUCCAGCGGGUAUCUGGUGGUAGUCUUUGUUUAUGUGACAGAGUUCACAGGAAUUAAGGUGCGCACAUGGACCUCUAUGCAUGUGCACGCAGCCUUUGCUGUGGGUGUUAUGGUAGUAGCUCUAGUGGGUUACCUUGUGCGUGUCUGGUGGAUCUACCAGAUCAUCCUCACGCUCAGUACAUCGCCGUUCUUGCUCUACUGCUGGAAGUUUCCCGAAACCCCAUUCUACCUAAUGGCUAAAGGCCGGUACAAGGAAACCCAGGAGCUACUGGACAAGAUUGCCACUUUUAAUGGCUUGCCACCUACACUUAAGGUUUCAGAGCUUAUAGAGGAAUGUGAUGGAGCACUGCUGACAGAUAAUAAGCAAGAGGAUGGGACAGUAGUGGAAGUAGAUAAAAAGCUAAGCAUCCUGGACAUGUUUGGAAGCUUGAAAAUGGCCGGUCGCAGCUUCACUUGCUGGGCUAUUUGGUUCAUUGGAAGCUUGGGAUACUAUGUCUUUAGCCUUGGCUCUGUCAACUUGGGAGGCAACCAGUAUAUCAACCUCUUCCUGGCUGGUGCUGUUGAGGUUCCGUCUUACUUGAUUGGCUGCUAUGCAAUGGAUCGAGUGGGCAGGAAGAAGACAUGUGCCCCAGCUCUGGUGCUCAGCGGAGCUGCCUGCAUGCUCAGCAUCAUGGUGCCCCAGGAUAGUGAGGUCUUGGCUAUAGUAUUGAGUAUGACAGGGAAAUUUGCCAUUGCUAUUGCGUUUGGACUGGUUUACUUGUACACCUGUGAGCUUUAUCCCACGAUCAUCAGGUCUCUGGCAGUAGGAAGUGGUAGCAUGAUGUGCCGAGUAGGAAGCGUUCUGGCUCCUUUCUGCGUUUAUUUGGCUGACGUCUGGAUCUACCUGCCCCAGCUCAUUGUUGGAAUACUGGCUUUCAUCAUCGGGAUCCUGACCAUGUUCCUUCCAGAGACCCUAGGACAGCCCCUGACCUCCACUUUGGAAGGGGCCGAGGCUCUGGGAUCCAAACCCAGCAAGGAGAAAGCAGCAGUGAAUGGGGUAGAAAUCAGCAAAGCUUGAAUCAGAGCUUUAUAGAAGCCUGGACUAGAGAGGUCAUAUUCUCUUUGCCUAUGCUUUGAUUUCAGAGAAUCCUUCUGGUUCUAGGAAUAAAACCUGAGACAAUUUUUCAAAGAGUGCUACUCAAAAAAAUAAAUGUGGAACAUGCCUCUGUUGACUGAUGCUUUUAAUAUACUCCACUGCAGGAUGAAGAAAAAGAAGAACAUUUUGACACUUGUGUUGUUGUUGUUUUUUGUAAGUGCCAGGUAAUGUGUGUGUUUUUUUAAACAAAAACCUUUAGUUUAGGAGCUGGUGUUACCAUUAUUGUUUUAGAAAUUAUUAAUAGCAAUGGGAACAUCUUUAAAUGAUGACUACAUAUAUUUAAUUGAUAACUACUAUAUACAACAUCUUUACUCUAAUUAAUUGGCUGUAUUUGCUGGGCCACAUGUGAUGACCUUUGCAUAAUUCAUUGAAAGCAAAUCUUAUCUGCCUGCAGCUGUUUUUUAUACAAUUGCAUCUCAGGGUUGUUUACAGUAAAAUGGGACUGUGCUACAUAAACCUUAAGAACAAAAGUAGUGUGUAUUCUGGGUACCUUUGUGCUAUUACUGUAUGUUAUUUAAAGUUAUUAUUUUAAUCCCAAUUGUCUUCACUUUCUUUUGUCCAUGUACAAUAUCAAUGAAAUUUGUGAAUUUAUUGUCCAAGGAAUUUAUUUAUACGGUUGCUGCGUGUGAGUUGCAAGGUUUGGUUGUAUGUUAUGUGAUUGUAUUUUAUGUACAUAAUGUGAGAGACUUUACAAUCAGUACGUUUACAAACACUUUUUCCUAUAUUUUGGACUAAAGAGAGGAUUUUAGUAUUUUAGCCGGGGUGGAGGGAUGGGGAGUAGCUCAUCUCCUAAUCUCUGUAUAAGAUCUUGUGGUUCAAAGUAAAGUUUUCUUUGUCUUAAUUGUAAGAAGACAUUGUGAGUUCAAAUUUAGCUGACAUAUUUUAAUAAAUUAAAAUAAACUAAUAAAGUAAUAAAUUAAAUAGCUUUUGGUUGUCAGUAGAUAUCAAUAAUAAUAUUUGCUUGCGCUUUAUUUUGUAAUUUCACUUGAAAGGAAAGCAGGUGAAUGAGUGAUAAAAAAGUGGACCGAUCACUCUCAAACAAGCGUUGAGCCAUCAUACUAGAGGGAGGAAUAAAACAUAAUGUAAAAACUUUAAUGUUGUUAUUGACCAGAUAAAAUCAUUAGCUGUUGUCUUACACCAAAAGGCUGAUCUAAAUAAUGUUAUAAUAAAAUACUGCCAUAUUGAUGUACUUCGUACUUCAUAGAUAUACUGUGCCGUGUUAAAAAAUAAGACAUAUUUGAAAAUGUGUUUUGAAUGUUUUCUUGUAAAUCAUCUCAGUAUUGUGCUUUUUGUUAUUAAAUGCAACUGUCUACCUUUUAA